AUGGUGUCGUUAUUUGACCAAUUAUGUAUGGCAUGCCGUAUCGGUGAUGUCGAUAGCGUCGAUAAACUCUUACUGACAGGUGUUAACGUCAAUGACGUUGAUGAGUUCGACUAUACUCCCCUGUACCUGGCUUCGCUGUGUGGACAUGAACCUGUUGUGAGACUGUUGCUACAGAGAGGUGCUGUGUGUGAUACUGAUAAAUACGAAGGUGUUCGCUGUGUCUACGGUGCGCUUACUGACUCUAUUAGAAACCUGUUGAUAUCGUUUGACAUCUCAAAGGCCACGGAUACAACGUUACCCUUUGCAUCGCACCUUCGUUCUCUCUUGGAGUCUGAUGAGCCCCUGACGAAGGACAUUGUACUAGACGUUGGUGGAACUGAAUCUCUUAGACUCCACAGGUUUAUGCUCAGUGCAAGAAGCCAGUACUUUAGAGAGAAGCUGCUGACCAAAUGGAAGGACAAGAACGUGAUCCAUUUAAUGGCAGAUUGUGACGAAGAAGCCUUUAAACUCGUUAUCGGCUACCUCUACCUGGCACAUGACCCUUUCAAAUUCAGAAGGGGAGACCAGAAGCUGGUGCUACGAUAUGCUAGAAAAGUGCAAUUGACACAACUGGUUGAGAACUUACAGAACAAUAACUACAUAGUUGACCCAAAGAACUUUGCCAGGCUGAUGAAAGAGUUACAGCUGUCGUUGUUGGAGUCUGCGAGAUUGGAUUUCAAGCACUUUGUUGAAUCAAGCAUCAUUGCUAACAAGAUUGAAACCAUACAAUCUGACAUUUCAGAUGACCAAGUUGAACAAUUACAGUCAUGUUCAGCAUUCCCAGAUCUGAUCUUUUACGUUACAGAUUCAGAAACAGCAACGUCCACCUAUUAUCCAGUGCAUCGUUCUGUGUUAAUUCGUGAUGAAUACUUCAAAGUUAUGUUCUCGUCUUCAUUUUCUGAAGCACAGGACUAUUCUAUCUUGGAAGAUUUACAAAUAGUUGAUAGAUCGACACGAUUGAGCAUCCAGCAUUUCCCGGUCCCAAACCAUUACAUUGCGGAGAUCGUGUUGAGAUUUCUAUACUAUGAUCAUACCGAUAUACCAUUGGACCAUGCCGUUGAUGUACUCUUUGCCGGGGACCUCUUAUUGAAUGAUAGACUGAAGACGAUGGCAGCCGUUGCUAUAACUUCAUCUCCAGCUCUGCCCGAUGGGUACGAUCUCUAUGACAUCUUGAGAGCCUCUUGGGAAACCAGAGUUGAACGUUUGGAACACUUUGUCGCUAAGAAGAUCGCUUCUAAUUUAGACGAGUUCAUAGAGGAUCCAGAAUUCCACGACAUUGUUUCAGAGAGUGCACAGAGGAUCACAAUACGUCAAGAGACUGAUACCAUUGAACUGAUUGAUGAUAUCAGAUUCUAUUUGGCAAAGAAGUGGAACAUUGAUUUUGACGGACUAUUCGAAGGGCAAAAGAACGAUUUAGUUGACCAAUUGCCAGGCUACUCCAAUUAUGAAAUGGACAUGGCAAAGAUCGAAGCACUUCUAUCAGAAUUACAAUUAGAUGCAUGA
Molecule: messenger RNA, 1542 nt
Organism: Williopsis jadinii
Lineage: Eukaryota; Fungi; Ascomycota; Saccharomycetes; Phaffomycetales; Wickerhamomycetaceae
Exons: 2
Coding region: 1-1542 (513 amino acids)
Cellular component (GO): cytoplasm; ubiquitin ligase complex
Molecular function (GO): protein binding
Source: RefSeq, a predicted model, not a curated record